Molecule: messenger RNA, 432 nt
Organism: Necator americanus (New World hookworm)
Lineage: Eukaryota; Metazoa; Nematoda; Chromadorea; Rhabditida; Ancylostomatidae
Exons: 2
Coding region: 1-432 (143 amino acids)
Source: RefSeq, a predicted model, not a curated record
AUGCUCGCUUGGCGAUUCGCCCUCCGUCAGCUGUGCCCCGUAGCAGUCCGUUCGCAUUUGCUCGCUACAAUGCAAGCAGUGCGGUCAGAAGGGACAACGGAGGAUCACCUUCAAUGGACUGCUGCCACUGACGGGGACAACGACAACGGGGAUUGCGACGUGUCCGCCUCCUUCACCUUACCGUCUUCGGCGUUUCCAUUUCAACCAUCUGUCAGUUCGUCUAUAGAUGACGGUACGGUAGAGGACGAAACUUUAUCGGCACGAAAUGAGCAGAAGUUGAACCGCUCCCGAAUAAAAGUGAGCACUAGUUGGCUAGGCUCAUCAUUCCGCAGGCAGUUGUUAAAAUCGAUGCAGCGCACUUGUGGAUUCUGCAACGCUCAAUCUCGUACGGACAUUGAAAUUGUGACAAACGAAAAUUCAUCAAUACAAUAA